GAUAUAAUGUGUAAAGUAUCAACUAAAUUAGACUACAUUGGGCCUUAAGUGAACGAUAUUGUGGGCUACAUGUAAAUGGGCCCCUAAAUGACAACGACCCAAAUAUAACAGCUUCUUGGCGGGGGUUGAAAUUGAUCAAACUUUUUCGGUCUGGCGGGAAACAAAAUUUGCAGCUCAGUUUGACCUUUCCCUCUCAUCCUAAAUCGAUCAGAGAACGACGGUAAGUAAAUCCGAAGCAAAGAGAAAUCCGGAGGAGGAGAUGCAGUCGAAGAUUAGCGCCUUCUUCAAGCCCUCUCCUUCUUCCCGUCAGGAACCUCCCCAUCCGUCUCCAUUUUCGUGCAAUUUAUUUACUGCUGAUUCUGAAAAGUCCACUGAAGACCCAGAAAUCACCUUCACCUACAAACGCAAGAGUUCUAACCCAGAAUGUGAGAUUGAUGGUGGAUCAAAUGGCAAAGCAUCAAAGAAAUGUGAUUGUGAGGACAAAAAAACCAAAUCGGAGCAAGCCAAGUGUAGCAAAGUUCUGAAUAAGAAAAGAAAUUAUGCCCAGUUGCAUUUGGAGGUUGGUCAGUCUAAUUUUCUACUGCAUACAUGCACAACAUGUGGGUUCAAGUAUGCUCCUGGCGAUGAAGUUGAUGAAAAGGUUCAUAAGACAUUUCACAAGAACUACACCCAUGGGAUACCUUUUAAGGGUUGGAGGAGCGAGAGGAUUAUAGAUUCCGUGGAAAAGGGGCGCAUUAUUUUAGUACAAGAUGGUGAUCCUCCUACUCAGCAAAAUAAGGUUCAGGAGGUUUUGCAAAUGAUGGAAAUGGAGCUUGGAGAUGGAUGGAUACUUAAUAAGCACUGUAAGGUAUAUCUGUUUAUUUCAUCAGGAAGAAUAUCUGGAUGUCUAGUUGCAGAACCAAUAAAAAAGGCCUACAGGAUACUCCUAAACUCAGUGGGCCAAAUAUGUGAUGUGUCUGCAAAGGAAGAAAAAAGGAGGAAAUCAGCAACUCUUCAAUUUGGUGGUGUUAGUCUCCAGAGGGAAAUCAUAAGAAGGGAAUUCGUCAAAAGUCAUGAAGAAGGAAGCCAUGAUGGAGUGAUUUUGUGUGAGGACAAGGCUGUGCCAGCUGUUUGUGGCAUUAGAGCCAUUUGGGUAACUCCCUCUAAUAGGAGGAAGCACAUGGCGAGUAAUCUACUUGAUGCGGCAAGGAAGAGUUUCUGCACAGGCUUGAUUCUAGAUCAUACAGAGUUGGCAUUUUCUCAACCCACCUCACUUGGAAAGGCUUUGUUUUCCAGUUAUACAAGGACAAGUUCUUUUUUGGUCUAUACAACAGCUAAUAUGGACUAGAGCUGGUUCUGAAAUACGCUCAGGUAACAAUUUAAUCUCAGCGUAUUUGCAAUUUUAGCCUAUAAGUAAGCGUGGCAGGAAUUGUACGUUAUCUUUUCCCUGAAAAUGAUUACUUCCCUGACGAUGAGAUGGACAAAACUCUGUUCUUGUUA
This is a messenger RNA of Sesamum indicum (sesame), 1479 nucleotides long. RefSeq names its product protein CTF7 (gene CTF7). Gene Ontology annotation, cellular component: nucleus; chromatin. Gene Ontology annotation, molecular function: protein-lysine-acetyltransferase activity. Gene Ontology annotation, biological process: mitotic sister chromatid cohesion. Lineage: Eukaryota; Viridiplantae; Streptophyta; Magnoliopsida; Lamiales; Pedaliaceae. The record is from RefSeq and is a predicted model, not a curated record.